AGUAAAAAGUGUUCCCUAUACGACAAUCGCAAGGCAAGAUCGACAGUGGUCAUAGUAGCGUAGUGAUCGACACGCACAAAGCAUUGGUGUUAGAACAUGAUACCCCUAUUGAAAAAUCCUAUUUAAAUUCAAACAGGGUUAUACAGUUCUAAAGUGGAUUUCAAAAAAUUAGAUUAAGCUAUGGUCUUUUACGCGGCAAAACCACUAUAUGAUUAUGUAGCACGCCGUAGUUGGGGGCUCCGGAAAUUUGGACCACCAGGGAUUCUUUAACGUGCACCUAAAUAUGUACACGGGUGUUCUCGCAUUUCGCCCCCAUCGAAACGCGGCCGCCAUGGCCGGGAUUCUAAACUGGAUAUAACAGGGACUUGUUUGGCAACGAACAGGUACAAACAGGAUCCACUAGCUUACACACAAACCGAUCUGAACGGGGUCCUGUUUGUCAUGCAAGCAGGUUUAAACAGGACAGAUGUGCCUGCUUGGCACAAAAACAUGUUCAAACUGGACUUUUGUGGCAGCCAUACUGUAUGGUAACAUUCAUACCAGUUUAAUGCUUGAACAAGUUGCGGGAGGGGGGCUUUGGCUAUAAAGGCAAUUUUAUCACCUAGUAAGGUAUGCACAGGGCCAACUUUUAAGCAUAGAAAUUGCGCGACAAAUACCUAGCAUUAUGGCUUUUAAUAAAGCUGCAUGCACACACAAAACGCUUUCGCAAGCCAUGUCCUUUAUUAACAUGUAUAGGCACACUCGCAGAUCGACAGAGGCACGCACACACACAAAAAAAAAAACGAAAUAAAUUGUGUCGACGAUACCGCUCUACUCCAAAUGUGUCGUCUAUUACGCGGCAGAAAAACAGGAACACCUCGGAACAUUCACAAACCAAACGACGAUAUUUUGGCCAAUUUCAAACCGAUUUCCCAGCCCUGACAGGUCGAUAGGUCACUCCGCAGAUUGGUGUCCUCGCUGUUCAAAGCAUCUUCGCUGAAACACUCCAUAUAUCCGGUAUAACGACCUCAACAUUGAAACUUAUUGAAAUACUACACCGUCACCAUCCUUGCGAUCAGCGAAUGCCGAAACAAGUGGCCGAAAGCAUACCGAAAAUAUGGUUGCUUUCGUUGCCCCAGGAGGCGCUGCCCUAGGGGGCCGGUCCUAUCGUUUGUGUUCUGUCCUGUGAUCUUUGCGCCCUGCUCUCUACACAUUCAAGGAUGAACCAACUAGCAACUAGCCUAAGUAGCCUAAGCAAGAGUUACACUAGGGCCAUGGCCGGUUGACGAAACGGCUUUUCGAAGGGAACUUCUGGCAAAGUUUAAGAGGAGCAGAUAACUUACGAGGAAACGACGGACGGGGCGGGGCGGUUUGCGUAGACAACUUAUAUUUAGAUCAGCCCGUUGUUCAGGCAAUACUGCCUUCUUUGCACUCUUGCUGCAUCUGAAAAGAACGUGAAGACAAUCUACGAGGAAGAAGAUAUACAGUGGCCGCGCGCGCUCUUAUUUUACUCUCGGAAUUCGCGGCCGAUACCCCAUAGUGCGUUCUGUCAGGACACUGAGAAACAACAACAAGCUCGGCAGUAUGACCCAGUGCUUGGACACUAGAGCAGGAACAAGUCUGUCACCACAGAGCCAACGACGUAUUCCCGAAAGACAGACGCCAACGAUGGAGCCGCUGUCCGAUGAAAGAGCCCAGAGCUACCUCCGGCACCUGGGAGUUUCCAAGCCCUCCGAACCCACCUUGGACUUCCUCGAUCGACUGAUCAGGGCGCACCUAGAGCGCGCCACCUUCGAGAAUCUGGACGAGCUGCUGGAGCGACGCGUCAGCCUCGACCCUGAGGCCAUACUCGGCAAGGUGACUGGACGCGGCCGCGGUGGCUACUGCUACGAGCUCAACUCUCUCUUCGCCCGCCUGCUGCUGGCGCUCGGCUACAGCGUGCGCCUGCGAGCGGCCCGCUUGCGUCUCACGACUCCCGACGACUCGGACAAGCGCACGCGCCUCUCCCACAUGGUGCUGCUGGUCGAGCUGACCGACGGCCGGCGCUACAUCGUGGACGUCGGCAUGGCGCAGUGCGGUCUGCACCGGGCGCUUCCCCUGGAAGGCGACGCGACUCCGUUCCGCCUUCGCAGCUUGGACGCCACGGAGGCCGUCGAGGUCGCGGUGCCUACGAGCGACGGCGGCUGGAAGGCCUUCUACGUCGUCGAGCCGUACGACCUCGACUGGCUCGACUUCGGCGUGCUCAACUGGUACUCGUCGACCCACCCGGACAGCGCGAUGCGGCGCCUCCUCUUGGUGGGACGCCGAUCGCCCCGGGACGACGGCUCUUGGCUGCGGCUCAUCAACGACCGGUUCGUGCGCUGGUCGCCGAUACAGGGCGUCGUCGAGAAGCGUGUGAUGCGGGACGAGAACGACAUCCUCGAGAUUCUGCGAGACGAGUUCGGGCUGAACCUGAACACGGCGGAUGACGUGGCGCCGCUGCGUGUUUGCUUGCGAGGCCUGCUGGAGAAUUUGAGGCUGGGCCAGAACCUCUUUCUGAAGAAACCGUUGUGGCCGGAGGGAUAACUGCAGCGUUCUUGUCGCGGUGACGAAAAUUAUUUUCGCUGUGUAAUAGAAAAGAGAGAUAGCUGAAACAACAACUUUUGUGCGAUAAAUAUGUAUACAUACCAUAUGCUUGUUGCGUGCACGAUAAAUAUAGUAUAGGAUGGCACAGCGGAGCCCAGAGAAAGAAGUUUAUUGACUGAAAAGGCAGAAAGGUCGGCCGGAAAGUGGAGUAUCUGGCCUGCUACUCUGUGAGAAGGAAAAAGUCAAGUCAAGUCAAGUCAGUUUUAUUUACAUCAUUAUGAUGUGGGUAGGCUCAGGCAAAAAGCGAACGAUUUUCGCUUGAGGAAGCCCGAGCCCCCUACAUGGCGUACAGCAAGGUCAAAAGUUAAAAGAAAAGUACAAAAUCCACACACACUACAUAACAGAAUAUAAUACAAGAAAUUCAGAACAGUCGAUAUAAACUCUUGGUACAUGCUCAUUAAUACACAAUGCAUAGGUGUUCACAGAUGAAAAUGUCCUUCCUAUCACACUUUAACGCAAAGGGAAUACAGCGGAACAAUUCAGAAAAAUUAUUAGUGAAAUUCAGAACAAUCGAUAUAAACUCGUCGUACAUGCUCAUUAAUACACAAUGCAUAGGUGUUAACAGAGAUGCAAAUGUCAUUCGUGUCAGACUUUAAUGCAAAGGGAAUACAGCGGCUUACAAACAAUGAUUUCUUAGAGUUUGUGUACUACAUGUUUCAAGAGAAAAACGUUCAAAUAUGAAUUUAUUUAGUAACCUUGGAACUGCAUGACGCAUCAUCUGUCGACCAUGUUCUGUACGUCAAAAGGGAAUGGUCCAACGUUCGUGUUUUCGAAACGAGUAUGGCGUUGAGUUUGCUUCGAGGGAUGACAAUGCUAUCAAGAAGUUGUCACUGUGAAAAAUUGAUUUUUUAUAUCUUGCGGCUAAGAAAAAUUCGUAUAGCUUAUGAACGGGUAUGAUUUUGAAUCGCUUAAACAAUUCUUCGGUGUGCGCGAGGUAGUCAACAUUUGCUAUGUAACGUACUGCUUUCUUUUGCAGCAUGUGUAUUUUGUGCAGGUUAGUUUGAGUAGUAGUGCCCCAAACAAGGAAACAGUAGUUAACAUAUGACAUGAAUAAUGUGUUGUAUAUUAUUAAUUUAAUCGAUACAGGUAGAUAGGAGCGAAAUUUCGCGAGCAUUCCGACGCACUUUGAUAAAUUGGUUAAAGUGGAGCUAAUAUGAGGGUCCCAGCUCAUGUUCUUGUUAAAGAAAAUUCCUAGUCUUUUUACUGUGUCUACUACCUCUAUAAGAAUUGUCUAUUUUUAGCCUAAUGUCUGAUGUAACGAUGCUCUGCCGGUAAUGAAAAAGUACCGCUUUUGUUUUCUUACUAUUUAUUAUCAAGGAAUUUGCUGCGCUCCAUGAUUUCAACUUUUCUAAUACGCUGUUUAUGCUUGAAAUGAGCAAUGGAAUGUUAUUACCCCUAAACAAGAGACUCGUAUCGUCUGCAUACAGAAGAUAUUUUGGAA
Molecule: messenger RNA, 4045 nt
Organism: Dermacentor andersoni
Lineage: Eukaryota; Metazoa; Arthropoda; Arachnida; Ixodida; Ixodidae
Source: RefSeq, a predicted model, not a curated record